Lingula anatina is the source of this 2075-nucleotide messenger RNA. RefSeq lists its product as uncharacterized. The record is from RefSeq and is a predicted model, not a curated record. Gene Ontology annotation, molecular function: protein binding. Gene Ontology annotation, biological process: intracellular signal transduction. NCBI's taxonomy places the organism in Eukaryota, Metazoa, Brachiopoda, Lingulata, Lingulida, Lingulidae.
UGAACAAUGAAGGCACCACUGCACUGGGGGAGGCUGUGGACAGAGGUAAUGCUAGGAUAGCUGUGCAGUUACUUCAUCACCCAGGCUGUGAUAAAGACGCAGGUUAUGUGUUCACUCCACUUCACAAUGCAGUGAAGAGAGGGUAUGAGAAGAUGACCACUACUCUACUGGAGGCAGGAUGUAACAUUGACAAUGUCAAUGGCAGUGGAAUCACCCCUGUCCAAGUGGCUGUAGAAGAAGGGAACUUCCGUAUCCUCCGCCUGCUUUUAUGGUGGGGCUGCAAUCUCAGAGCCUGUGAGAAUAUCUCUUAUGUAAUCAUGAAGUGUUGUAUUCAACACCGUGACCGUCACCCCCAUGCUGAACUCCAACCCAUCUUUGUAAUCUGCAAGUUUCAGGACGUGAGACUGAUGAAACUCCUGCUCCAAUGCUAUCAUCAGUUGCCAUACAACCUCAUCCAUGCCGUCCAUGAUGUUUUGACCAUAGGCUUCGGACCCAACAGCAUGUUUAACCAAAGAGUCAACGAAGAAAUGGUGCAGAUCCUCAGGGAUGCCAUGACAGAGGCAAGGCCGCUCAAGGAUCUCUGCCGCGGUGCCAUUCGGAAAGCAUUGGGUGUGCGUCCUUUUAGUAAGAUAGAUGACCUUCCUGUGCCAAAUUCUAUGAAGAACUACAUUCUUAUGACUGAGGAGCUGGGGAAAGACCUACCUCAGGAGGAUGAAAUCAUAGAAAGGGAUGAUAUGUUUGAAUCUUAUGAAGUCCCCCCCACCGAGGAGUAAUUAGAUCCUGAAUCAUUGAUUUUCCCAAUGAGUUAUCCAGCAGUCAUUUGGUUGGCCAUUUCCUCAAAGAAUGGUUGAAAUUUUUGAAACCAGCCAGAUGACUUAUGAAAAUUUGCAGAUAUGAAAGCCGGAUUUGUUGGGACAGGUGAACAGCAUGGAAAAUUUUGGGAAAGUAUUUUGAUGUUGCCAGAUUAUUUGAUUAAUCAAGAAAAAACUGUUUUUGCAAACUAGCUAGAUGUGCAGACACUGUCCAAUUUUUAUGUGCUUAAAAGCAGUAAAACCCACAUAUUCUCAACCAGUUGAACCAAGUACUGGACAGGUCUAGUUUCUAGUGCACUUGAGGUCACCUGUAGCUUGGAUAUCCAAUUAAGACUAGACUUAAGAUUCCAAUCUCAAUAUCAGUGCCUCAUUCUCCUGUGAAUUUCAGACUAUGUCAUGCAUUUUUUCUGAUGAUCCCAAUUACAGCUAAGUGUGGCACAUUUUGCCUUAAAAUAUACAUUGUAGAACAUCAUGUGCGCAAAUGUAUGGUUUUUUGCCUUAUUUCGCAUGAAAAUUUUAACUUGUUUAAUUUCUAAUGUACCUAUUUGUCUUACUUUGUUAGGGUCAAUCAGUAUGAUCAUGUAUAGUGAACUUUUUUGGAAAAAUGCAUGCAACAGUCUUGUGUUUCAAUAGUUCAUAGAUAGCCACAAGUUUAGGGAUGCCAUUGAACAACUAUAAUGGUUGACAAUAAUCAUAGAUUUAUCUAUGAAUCAAUGUAAACUAAGACAUACGCUUUACAUACAGUAUUUUUUCACGGUCAAUAAGCUGUGGAGUAUUUAUUUAUUUUUUGACCGAUAAAAAGAAGAGCCUUAUCAGCAGCGUUUAGUAGUGCCUAUGCCAUUGAAGAGUAGCAUUCCCAACGUAUAUUUUUCAAUUUGAUAAAAUUAUAAAUGGGCAAUGACAAAAUUUAUAAUUUACCAAAUUAUGAAGAAAAUAACAAAGUUAUCAAAUUGUAAGAUGAUAUGAAGCCCAAGUUGUUUAUGAUUAAUAAAGGUAGCUUUUUGGCUAACUUGGAAAUUACAAAUGGCAGCAUUAGCUUUUGAGGGGUUCAAAUUAGGAAACUUACAAGUAUGCAUGCAAUUGUUUCUGUCCAUUCCAAUUUGCAAUUGAAAUGAGCUUCAAAGGUGCUUGUUUUAUGUAAGCAAUUUGUAUUUUACACUUUUGUAAAGCUGUUUUUCAGACAAGUGAUACUAAUUGGGUACAGAAUGCUUAGUUGCAAUUUAGUAUGAAAUGAAUGUGAUAGUUCUGUGUGUUUUAGUAUUU